Molecule: messenger RNA, 2268 nt
Organism: Arabidopsis thaliana (thale cress)
Lineage: Eukaryota; Viridiplantae; Streptophyta; Magnoliopsida; Brassicales; Brassicaceae
Product: paired amphipathic helix repeat-containing protein
Exons: 12
Coding region: 34-2268 (744 amino acids)
Biological process (GO): regulation of DNA-templated transcription
Cellular component (GO): nucleus
Molecular function (GO): transcription corepressor activity
Source: RefSeq, marked reviewed
CUCCUUGCUAAUUUGCCAAAUUCGGGUUUAGCCAUGGUUGGAAGAAGUGUAUCACAGGAGCCUACUAUGGCUGAUGCUGUUUCAUACAUUGAAUCUGUGAAGGAAGAAUUUCAUGAUGAACCUGCAAAAUUUGACGAGUUUAGAAUGCGCUUGAAUGAAGUUCGUGAUGAUAGAGUUGAGAAAGAUAGGAUCACUGCAAGAAUCAACGAACUUAUUAGUGGGAACCCCAAGCUGCAUCUUGGUUCAAAAGUCUUCUUUCCCGAGGCUGAGAUAACCAUCCCUCCCAAGGUUGAGCAACGCCAUGAGUCUGUUGAUGCCAAAAAGAAACGUGCUAAUCGUGAGAAUCAUAGGAAGAAGAAGCUUAAGUGCCUUGAUAGUCUUGUAUUUCCCCCAAUGACGAAAAAGAUUGAUGAGGGGAAGAAGUCGGUAAAGAAGGUGCACAAGAAGUUUCUCGUCUUAUCCAAGGUUGAUAGAACCAUCCCUCCUGAUGCGAACAAAGAGUUAAGGAAAUCUCGAACCAUGUUUGGAAAAAGUGUACCACUAGAGAAAACUCUCGAUGAUGCACGUUCAUACAUAGAUUCUGUGAAGGAAGCAUUUCAUGAUGAGCCUGCAAAAUAUGCCGAGUUUCUCAAGCUCUUGAAUGAUUAUAAAGCUCGUAGACUCGAUGCCGAUAGUGUCAUUGCAAGAGUGGACGAACUCACGAAAGAUCACCGGAAUCUGCUUCUUGGUUUAAGGGCCAUCCUCCUGCCUGCGGCUAAAUCAACAAUUCCUCACAAGGCUAAGGGUAAAAGAACCGCCCGUCCCGAGGCUAGCAGAACCAUCCCUGUGAAGCUUAAGAUAACCAUUAUUCCACCAAAGGCUAGAAGAACCAUCCCUUCCGAGGCUGACAAACCUACACACACUGAUGAAUUGAACUUUAUGAACAAGCUUCCACCAAAGCGUAGAAGAACCAUCCCUUCCGAGGCUGAGAAACCGACACACACUGAUGAAUUGAACUUUAUGAACAAGCUUCCAACAAAGCGUAGAAGAACCAUCCCUUCCGAGGCUGAGAAACCUACACACACUGAUGAAUUGAACUUUAUGAACAAGCUUCCAACAAAGGCUAGAAGAACCAUCCCUUCCGAGGCUGAGAAACCUACACACACUGAUGAAUUGAACUUUAUGAACAAGCUUAAGACAAGGUUUCAGAGAAUCGAUACUCAUGUAGUUGGGUCAUUUCACUCGAUAAUGACAAUGUAUAAGGAAGGAAAGAAGUCACGGAAAGAGGUGCACGAGGAGGUCUGUGAUCUUCUCUAUUACCAUGAAGAUUUGAGAGCGGAUUUCACCAGAAUCUUUCCUAAACUUGGAUCCUUUCGCAUCAACAUCUCUACUAUCUCAGUGCAUUUGUUUCUUGAAAUCUUUGAAGUCGUUUACACUGUGAAGAGGAAGCUUCUUGCUCGUUCGGUAACUACACGACCUUAUUCUUCUUCGUUCACAGUAUCACUGAAGCUAACUAUGGAUGAUGAUUAUCGUUUAGAGAUCGCUUCUACUAUACGUGAAACAGUUACAUACAUCGCUGAUGUGAAGGAAGCAUUUCUUGACGAACCUGCAAAGUUUCACGAGUUUCUUAGGCUCAUGAAUGAUGUUUGUGAUCAUAAAAUCGAAGAAGCUAAUGGCAGUGCAAGGAUGGCUGAAAUCAUUAAAGGGCACCCGAGGCUGCUUCUUGUUUUAAGUGUCUUCUUUCCCAAGUCUAAGCAAUACGAAGAGGCUGCCAGAUCCAUCUCCUCCGAGGCUAGUAGAACCAUCCCUCCAAAGGCAACCAUACCUCCCAAGUCUAGCAGAACCAUUUCUCCCAAGGCUAACAGAACCAUCCCUCCCAAGUCGAAGAAAACCUUCCCUCGAGAGGCUAAGAGAACUAUCCCUCGAGAGGCUAAUAGAAACAGAAUCAUGCCUUCUGAAGCGAAGAAAACCAUCCAUCCAGAGGAUAAGAGAACCACCCGUCCUGUGGAUCAUUUAGCCUUCUUCAUUCCAAAGGCUAAGAGAACCAUCCCUCCAGCUGAGUCUAAUAAAAACAAAAAAAACGCAAGGUUUCAGGGCUAUGGUAGUCAUGUAGUUAACUCAGUUCUCCAGAUAUUGAAAAUGUACAGUGAGGGAAACAAGUCCAAAGAUGAGGCGUAUCAGGAGGUCGUUUCACUUCUUCAGAAUCAUGUAGAUUUAGUCAUGGAGUUUGGCGACUAUUUCAGUGGAAUCUCUGCCUAUAAUAGGUUCUUAAGAGAUGGAAAAGAGUAG